ACCCCACAUUCUCCUCUCCACCUCACAGCAGAAACCCCUCCCCAACAUGUCCACGUUCUCCUCUCGGUCCUUCAGCGCCGGGGGCCGAGUGGGGUCCAUGAGGGCCCCCACUGUUUACGCCGGCGCCGGCGGGAAGGGAAGCCGCAUCUCCAGUGCCUCCAAAAACUACUCUGCUGGUGGGGGGUUCGCCUCCUUCUCCUCCUUGGGGGGUUUCGACCUGGCAGACGCCGUGGACGUCAGCGACAAUAAGAAGGUGACCAUGCAGAACCUGAACGACCGGCUGGCGUCCUACCUGGAGAAGGUGCGCCGCCUGGAGGACGCCAACACCGAGCUGGAGAAGAAGAUCCGGGACUUCCUGGGGAGCAAGACCCAGUCUCAGGGGGGGGAAUUCUCCUCCUACAUGAGCAUCAUCAGCGACCUGCAGGAGCAGAUCCUGGACGCCAUCCGCACAAACGGAUCUCUGAACCUCAUGGUUGACAACGCCCAGCUGGCCUCGGAUGACUUCCGGACGAAGUACGAGAACGAGCUGGCCAUGCGUCAGGGCGUGGAGGGCGACAUCGCUGGCAUGAAGAGGCUUCUGGACGGCCUGACCCUGGGGAGGUCAGACCUGGAGAUGCAGAUUGAGGGGCUGAAGGAGGAGCUUAUCUACCUGAAGAGGAACCACGAGGAGGACCUGCAUGCUCUGCGCUCCCAGAUGAGCGGUCAGGUGAAUGUGGAGGUGGACGCUACACCACAGCAAGACCUGUCCCGAGUCAUGGAGGAGAUCAGACAGCAUUAUGAGAGCGUGGCGGAGAAAAACCGCAAGGACCUGGAGGACUGGCACCAGAACAAGAUUGAUGAGCUCAACAAAUCCACUGCCGUGAACACAGAGGUUCUGAAAUCGUCCAACUCUGAGGUCACCGAGCUGAAAAGGACCCUGCAGAGCCUGGAGAUCGACCUGCAGUCUCAGCUCAGCUCGAAAGUCUCCAUGCAGUCCAUGCUCAGUGACACGGAGUUCAGGUACGGCAAGAUUCUGGCGGAUCACCAGGACCGUGUGAGGUUCCUGGAGGAGCAGCUGGUGCAGUUGAGAGCCGACCUGGAGCGGCAGCAGCAGGAGUACCAGAACCUGCUGGACAUCAAGACCCGGCUGGAGAGCGAGAUCAAAGUGUACUGGGAGCUCCUGGAGGGCGAGUCCAGCAGCACCUCCAACCCACCCACCUCAUCCUCCACCGUAAAACGUAAAGUACUGAUUGUCACCAAAGAAGUCACUGAUGAUGGAGAGGAGACAACGGAGACCCAAGAGAUAGAAUGAGGUGCCAACCGUCUGUGCACGAGCCGUGCACGGCCCUCACAAAUAAAUCUCCUCUGAUGAA
Oryzias latipes (Japanese medaka) is the source of this 1352-nucleotide messenger RNA. Its product is annotated as keratin, type I cytoskeletal 50 kDa. Gene Ontology annotation, cellular component: cytoskeleton. The record is from RefSeq and is a predicted model, not a curated record. Gene Ontology annotation, molecular function: structural molecule activity. NCBI's taxonomy places the organism in Eukaryota, Metazoa, Chordata, Actinopteri, Beloniformes, Adrianichthyidae.